Telopea speciosissima is the source of this 1242-nucleotide messenger RNA. Its product is annotated as protein FLX-like 1. The transcript is spliced from 4 exons. Bases 95 to 1051 code for a protein of 318 amino acids. NCBI's taxonomy places the organism in Eukaryota, Viridiplantae, Streptophyta, Magnoliopsida, Proteales, Proteaceae. The record is from RefSeq and is a predicted model, not a curated record.
CUUUUCAAGGUCUUUUGAUUACAGGUUAUUCUGUUCAUUGAUCGUUAAAACCCCAACUUUCUAAAUCUAGGGUUCUUUGUCUGAAGACAAAAGUAUGUCAGGCAGAAAUCGUGCACCUCCGCAUCCAAUCAAUGGUCUACCACACCCCGGGCUUCCCCCUAUGCACGAACAUCCAUUCGGUAGAGGUCUUGGUCCCAUGCCUCAUCCAGCCCUCCUUGAAGAAAUGAGAGAAGCUCAAUUCGGGCGAGGCCCAAGACCUUUACCCCCCCACCCUGCCAUAAUCGAGGAGAGCCUAGCAGCUCAACAUCAGGAAAUUCAAGGGCUUCUCAUCGAUAACCAGAGAUUGGCUGCAACCCAUGUCGCGUUAAAACAGGAAUUAGAGGCUGCCCAGUAUGAGCUUCAACGCAUGGCUCAUUUUUCUGGAUCUAUGCGCUCCGAGAAGGAUAUUCAGCUAAAAGAAGCUUAUGAGAAGUGUAUGAAAAUGGAAGCUGAUCUUCAUGCUUCAGAGGCUAUGAGGGCGGAGCUUCUGCAAGUUCGCACUGACAUUCAGAAGCUCACUGCUGCAAGACAAGAGCUUACUAGUCAGGUUCAGGUGCUCAGUCAAGAUUUGGCUAGAGCUAAUGCGGGGUUGCAGCAGGCGCCGGCUUUGAAGGCCGAAAUAGACACCAUGAAACAGGAAUUGCAGCGAGCUAGGGCUGCUAUUGAUUAUGAGAAGAAAGGCCAUGCUGAAAAUUACGAACAGGGUCAAGCCAUGGAAAAGAAUCUGAUUGCCAUGGCUCGUGAGGUGGAAAAGCUGCGAGCAGAGAUUGCUAAUGCGGAAAAGAGAGCACGUGCUGCUGCUGCUGUUGGAAACCCUGGUUCAGGGUAUGGUGGAAAUUACGGCAAUCCAGAUAGCGCAUACGGAGGAAAUCCCUAUCCUGCUGGCUAUGGCAUGAGUCCUGUACAGGCUGGUGCUGAAGGUGGACAUCAAUAUGGAUCUGGUCCUCAAUAUGGACCUGGACAAGGUGCUUGGGGUGCUUAUGACAUGCAGCGAGCUCAUGGACGCAGAUAAACUAGUGUGAUGUUAUGCUGAGUCGUCCUCUCGUUUUGCUUACCUGCUGCUGGUUGAUUAGGCCACUACUUAGUAGAUGCCGAGGUUGGGGUCUGAAGAGUUGUCUCAUGAAUGACAUUAUAGUGGAUAUUCUCAAUACUGUUGAAAUCUGGAUAUUUUAAUCCUAAUUGAAAUAUUGGCAAUUUGGUUUU